Messenger RNA from Melanaphis sacchari, 1375 nucleotides. RefSeq lists its product as uncharacterized. NCBI's taxonomy places the organism in Eukaryota, Metazoa, Arthropoda, Insecta, Hemiptera, Aphididae. The transcript has 3 exons. Bases 46 to 924 code for a protein of 292 amino acids. The record is from RefSeq and is a predicted model, not a curated record.
AGUUAUUUAUUUAAGAAAUAUAUUUUUUGGUUUUCCUGGUUAACCAUGAAAUCACAAUUCAUAAUAUAUACGGCUGUAACAGUUCUACAGGUUUUUGAUGUGUUCAUCAAUGGGAUUUCAGCAGCGAAAAUAGAGCUCCAACCCGGAGCAAAAUUAGAUAAACCAAACAAUGAGUUAGCAAUGAAACCAAUCGCACUGAAAUCAAAAAUCACAAUUAGAUCAGUAAAACAACCUGUGACUUUCAAUCAACCAGACGACAGCAAACCUGAAAUAAAUCUAAACAACGUUGAUUCGGAUGAAGCUGAACCGCCAACGACCAUCAAAGAAUCGGGUAGAAGAGUUGUGAAAACGGCUAAGAAAUUAGCCAGCAAACGGGGAGCCAAUUUAUUUAACGGUAUUACCGGACUUAUGAAAAGGACCGACAAUACAAUCGACUUCUUUGGAAAGUUUGUACGAGACCGGGCGAACAAUGUGAAAGAUGUGGCUAAGGAAAGUUUUGGAUUGUUAUCGGGACUCAGCAACAGUUCAACAAAUGGAGCAAAAAAUGUAAUAAGCUCCGCUAAAGUUAUUGGUAACGAGGGUUCGCAGGUAAUGUAUUCCACGUUGCAAAAGUCUACAAAUUUGGGUAAAAAUUUAACGAAAUUGGGAGGGACUGUUAUUACCACGCCGAUUUCUAUAGGCGAAAACGUAGUGACUGCCGCCAACGGUAUUGCCAGAAUUCCAAGUAGAUUAUCGAGAAAAAUUACUAAUGGUGGAAUUAAGCCGCUUUUAAAUGCUUAUUUACCAGAUAGCGACGAAAAUACACCCGAAAAUGAAAUUGAAGAAAAAAUAGAAGAAGAAAAUAUUAAGCCGCCGCCCACAGUCAAAGCUCCGCCAACUCUACAGAACAAGCGGAAAAUAAUAAAUAAAAAACAGUCACAAUAAUGGUUCAACUCAUAAGCUUAUAGAUAAUUAUUAUAUUGUCAUAUUGAUAAUAUUUGUAAAAAUGUUAAGGAUAACAAUAUGUCAAUAUAUAAAAGUAUACACCUACCUCCAAUUGGCUGGCAUGCGGGUUGUUAAAAGGGAAUAGGCACUUUAAAAAUCACUAACUACCUACUUUUCAAGAGACGAAAAAAAAAUAGUUUUUGUUUGUGUAUGACUGCAUUGACUGGAAAAAAUUUUCAAUUAUUAAUUUAAGAUAUGAACAUUUUAAAAAUCAAAUAUUUUAAUCAUGAAAUUUACAUAGAACAUUUUAACAUUUUAUUGUACGAAAUAUCGUGGCAACUGAAUAAUGCCUUAUUCCCUUUUACGCGCUCACUGCAAAACAAUAAAAUAUUGUACUGUUUAAAUAAAUAAUAUAAAAUAGUAAUCACUUAUUUAUUACAUAAAUAAUAAA